Endocarpon pusillum Z07020 is the source of this 1101-nucleotide messenger RNA. RefSeq lists its product as uncharacterized. Gene Ontology annotation, cellular component: cytoplasm. The record is from RefSeq and is a predicted model, not a curated record. Bases 1 to 1101 code for a protein of 366 amino acids. The transcript has 3 exons. NCBI's taxonomy places the organism in Eukaryota, Fungi, Ascomycota, Eurotiomycetes, Verrucariales, Verrucariaceae. Gene Ontology annotation, biological process: pantothenate biosynthetic process. Gene Ontology annotation, molecular function: 2-dehydropantoate 2-reductase activity.
AUGCACAAACGCCCCCUUGAGAUUCUGAUCUUUGGUGCAGGUGCCGUGGGGUCUACAUUCGGCUGGAGACUUGCUCAGAAUCCUUUCGUAAGGCUAUCAGCAGUGUGUCGGUCGAAUUAUACCAGCGUCAAAACCAAUGGCAUCCAUCUGAGAACAACGUUAUGGGGCAACGGCUCCUUCAGGCCUCAUCGGGUAGUAAAAGCAGUCUCGGAUGUGCAAAAUGUCGCCUUCGACUAUGUAGUAUGCGCAAACAAAUUGACACCUAGCGACGCAGUUUCGUUUGCGGAAGCUAUCCGACCAGCAGUUCGGCCCACAACGACACUGGUGUCUGUACAGAAUGGUAUCAAUGUUGAACGACCCCUAAAGCAUAUGUUUGAGGGCAAUACCAUCCUGUCCGCCAUCUGCUACGCUAGCUGUCAACAACCAUUGCCAGGACAGGUGCAACAACUCACCCAGAUUCGACCCUUUGCAUUCGCCAUUGGCACUUAUCACUCUGGUAGCACUGACACGCAAUCGGAGAACAAUAAGCUUGAAAAAUUAGUGUCAUUGGACAGCAAAUUCAAAGCAAUCAAGGACGUGAACACGGAGCGGUGGACGAAGAUGAUGUUCAAUGGUUCGCUAAACCCAGUGUCGGCCUUGACAGGCCUGAAUUCCCAUCAGCUCCUGCAAGAUUCUCCCUCUUUGACCCUGGCUCACCGUUUGGCCGAGGAAAUAUACGAGGUUGCUAGUCGGAGUGGGGCCAAUCUCCCUGCAGAUUCGGUUUCGAGAACGAUAAGCUGUCUACAAAGCCCGGCACCUAUUGUACCCUCGAUGCUACAGGAUGCCAGAGAUGGACGCCAGAUGGAAGUCGAGGCACUCUGUGGUAAUAUUUGGAGACAAGCCGAUGCUGUUGGCGUGUCAGUCCCUGCUGUAAAAGCGACAUAUGAUGCGUUGACAAGCAUGAACCAAAAGAUUGGCAUUCCGCGCCAGUACACAUUUGAAUCGGAUCCUCACACUCCGGUGGCAGAUUUAUCGACAGACCUGGCUUCCGAAACAAGCAGGAGAGCUUCUAAACAUUUGUUAUACGAUGUUCAGCCCUCGAUCACCCCUGUUGCCGCAUAG